This is a messenger RNA of Lates calcarifer (barramundi perch), 1682 nucleotides long. It is a transcript of the gene igf3, whose product is annotated as insulin-like growth factor 3. Lineage: Eukaryota; Metazoa; Chordata; Actinopteri; Centropomidae. The coding region runs from base 39 to 638 and encodes 199 amino acids. Gene Ontology annotation, molecular function: hormone activity. The record is from RefSeq and is a predicted model, not a curated record. The transcript is spliced from 4 exons. Gene Ontology annotation, cellular component: extracellular region.
AGACUGCAGGUCUGCUGAGGUCAGUCCGUACAGACAGGAUGCUCUCCUCAUGCUGCUCCUCUGCCAGACCACAGACACUCAAGGUGUUAUGUGCUCACAUGAGUAUGUUUUACUGCGCCAUGUGUCUGGCAGGCUGGCCGCUCUCCUCAGAGGCCGCCAGACUCCGCUGUGGUUCUGAUCUCCUCAGUGACCUCAUAUUUGUGUGUGGGGAUCGUGGAAUCUAUUUAGGUAAAGGUACGUGGUCUGGUUAUGGUGCUCGUCCCAGAGGGAAGGGGAUAGUGGAUCAGUGUUGCAGGCCAGCUGGCUGCGAACUUCAGCAUCUGGAGAUGUACUGUGCCAAACCAAAGAACCAGCAGCACACCACUGCUUUCCCAGCCACAACCAGUACAACACAUACCACUACACAGCCAGACAUGGCACAGCAGUUCCAGGCAGUAUUUCACAAGAGACUUUUAGAGCACCGGGGAGCUCCCAACAGUCCAAAGAGGGAAGCUCAUAGAAAGAAAACACAGCCUUCAGUAAAAAGGAAAAGCAAAGAUUCAUCAUCAAACAGGAAGACCGCUACAGCCACCACAUCGAGCAGGCCUCCUUCAGCCUCUGCGAGUCCCCUGCAAAGAAUGAUGAGACUCGAAUCAUGACCUCUGAACUCAUGAAAAACUGCAUAUUUAUAGUUACUGGAUUGGACUCAGCAAGUUUGAAACACUGAUGCUGACUGUUGUAACAUUAACUUAAAGAAAUUCUCUGUUUCACGGUGGUUGAAAAUGACUCCAAAGCACCAGAUUAUCAAUAGAUUUGGAGGGAAACAAAGACUUGCCAGGUGAUAUGAAAAACCUACUGGCAGCCAUAUUGGACAUCCUGAGCUCCAGGAAAAAAAUACAGCUGAAAUAACUCUCCCUUAUCUGUAAAUCCUCCUUCUCUUAUGUCAUCUUUACAGUGUUUUGGCUUUAUGUGUAUACUACUGUAACAGCCAUGUCUGGAUUUCAAAGGCUGAAACUCCAUUUGAUAGCUCACUACUUGACUGGCAGUCAAGUCCAGUAAUGUUUAUAGUCUUGGGCUUGUGGGAAAUGGUGUUUGUUGAACUGAGAAAGCCAUUCUUUCACUGGCACUUUUCACUUGGCACAUGGCAAACACAGCUGUUUUGAAUUUUGAAACAUUUUAACAACAGUAUAAGAUUGAACACAACUUGACCUUUUGUUUUGCUGUUCAGGUCCAAUGCUAUCAUAAACAGCUGACUCAUUUUACUUUGACAUGGCUGAAGUUAUCAUCUCUUUCCAAGACCGUUCUGAGAGUUCUUAAAGUUAUCUCAGCCCUCUGUGUCUUACAGCCUGAUAAAAACAAAUGGCUCAUCUAUGCUUAGUAAGCAUUAUUGUGAAAUUAAUGAGUAAAUUCAAAGUCUCAGUUUUCACUGAGAAGAACACAACAACACAUUUUGGAGGAGUAUUCCCUGUCCACACAGGGCUCACAGAGUAUGAAUGAAGCACAUUGAACAUUUCAGGUACAGUCACAUUAAACUCCUGUGAAUCGUGCUGUCUCCCAUUCACUGUGACUGAUGCCUCAACAACUGAUGGAUUCUUUUGUACUUCAAUCUCCUGGCAGUAGGUCAGAGUUUGUCUUUGUCCAUCUUUGACCAUGUGGAUGUGCUCAGCUGGCCAAUAAAAACAUAUGUUUCAGUGUGUCAUCAA